GUGGCGUCAGCGCGUCUGUAGGUCCUGCGGGGCUGGCAGCUUGAAGGGUGGAGUAGAAGGGUGGAUGGGGCCCGCGUACCCCUAGACACGCCGUGCUGUCCUAGUCGAGAUGUUUCCGUGGGUGCGGGCUGCGGGGGAGAAGCUGAAGCAGCGACUAAGACUAGAUUUGGGGCGAGAGAUCUGUCGCCAGUACCCGCUCUUCUGCUUCCUGCUUCUUUGCCUCUGCGUGGCUUCCCUGCUCCUCAACAGGUAUCUUCAUAUUUUAAUGAUCUUCUGGUCAUUUGUGGCUGGAGUUGUCACUUUCUACUGCUCAUUAGGACCGGAUACUCUUUUGCCAAAUAUUUUCUUCACAAUAAAAUACAAGCCCAAGCAUUUAGAACUACAGGAAUUGUUUCCCCAAGGUCACAGCUGUGCUGUGUGUGGUAAAGUGAAAUGUGAAAGGCACAGACCUACUUUGCUGCUUGAAAACUACCAGCCUUGGCUAGACCUUAAAGUAUCUUCUAAAGUUGAUGCAUCUGUCUCAGAGGUGCUUGAAUUAGUGUUGGAAAACUUUGUUUAUCCUUGGUACAGGGAUGUAACUGAUGACGAGUCUUUUGUUGAUGAACUAAGAGUAACAUUGCGGUUUUUUGCAUCUGUGCUAGUGCGAAGAAUUCAUAAGGUGGAUAUCCCAGCAGUUAUAACCAAGAAAAUGUUAAAAGCAGCAAUGAAGCACAUAGAAAUGAUAUCUAAAGCAAGUCAGAAAGUAAAAAAUGCAGAGUUUUUGCAACAAGCUGCUUUAGAAGAAUAUGGGCCAGAACUUCACGUGGCUUUGAGAAGUCGAAGAGAUGAGUUACACUAUUUGAGGAAACUUACUGAAUUACUUUUCCCUUAUAUUUUGCCCCCAAAAGCAACAGACUGCAGAUCCCUGACUUUACUUAUAAGAGAGAUUCUGUCUGGUUCUGUUUUUCUUCCUUCUUUGGAUUUCCUGGCUGAUCCAGAUACUGUGAAUCAUUUACUUAUCAUCUUCAUAGAUGACAGUCCACCUGAAAAAGCAACAGAACCUGCUUCCUCUUUGGUUCCUUUCUUGCAGAAAUUUGCAGAGCCUAGAAAUAAAAAGCCUUCUGUACUGAAGUUAGAAUUGAAGGAGAUUAGAGAACAGCAAGAUCUUUUGUUUCGCUUCAUGAAUUUUCUGAAACAAGAAGGAGCCGUUCAUGUGUUACAGUUUUGUCUGACCGUGGAGGAAUUCAAUGACAGAAUUUUGAGACCAGAGUUAUCAAAUGAUGAAAUGAUGUCCCUUCAUGAAGAGGUGAAGAAAAUAUAUAGAACCUAUUGUUUGGAUGAAAGUAUUGACAAAAUUAGAUUUGAUCCUUUUAUUGUGGAAGAGAUUCAAAGAAUUGCUGAUGGCAUCUAUAUAGAUGUUGUGAAACUUCAAACUAUGAGAUGCUUGUUUGAAGCAUAUGAGCAUGUUCUUUCUCUUCUAGAGAAUGUAUUUACUCCUAUGUUUUGUCACAGUGAUGAGUAUUUCAGACAGCUUUUAAGAGGAGCAGAGUCACCAACACGAAAUUCAAAAUUCAACAGAGGUAGCCUAAGUUUGGAUGAUUUUCGGAGCACCCAGAAAAGAGGAGAAUCAUUUGGAAUUAGCAAAAUAGGCAGCAAAAUCAAAGGAGUAUUCAAAAGUACUACAAUGGAGGGAGCUAUGCUGCCUAAUUAUGGUUUAACUGAAGGCGAGGAUGAUUUUAUUGAAGAAGGUAUCGUCGUAUUGGAAGAUGACUCUCCAGUAGAGGCUGUUAGCACCCCCAGUACGCCCCGAAAUCUUGCUGCAUGGAAAAUAAGUAUCCCAUAUGUGGACUUUUUUGAGGACCCCUCUUCUGCUGACAGGAAGGAGAAAAAGGAGAGAAUUCCUGUAUUUUGUAUUGACGUUGAGAGGAACGAUAGAAGAGCAGUCGGUCAUGAAGCUGAGCAUUGGUCUGUCUACAGAAGAUACCUUGAAUUUUAUGUUCUUGAAUCAAAACUAACAGAAUUUCAUGGUACAUUUCCUGAUGCUCAGCUUCCUUCCAAGAGGAUCAUUGGCCCUAAAAACUAUGAAUUCUUAAAGUCAAAGAGGGAAGAGUUUCAGGAAUAUCUUCAGAAACUUCUGCAACAUCCAGAGUUGAGUAAUAGCCAACUUCUGGCAGAUUUUCUCUCUCCGAAUGGUGGCGAGACACAGUUUCUGGAUAAGAUAUUGCCUGAUGUAAAUCUUGGGAAAAUUAUAAAAUCUGUUCCAGGAAAACUAAUGAAAGAGAAGGGCCAGCAUUUGGAACCUUUCAUCAUGAAUUUCAUUAAUUCUUGUGAAUCCCCAAAACCUAAACCAAGUAGGCCAGAAUUAACAAUUCUCAGCCCAACUUCUGAAAACAACAAAAAGCUUUUCAAUGACCUAUUCAAGAACAAUGCAAACCGUGCUGAGAACACAGAGAGAAAACAAAAUCAGAAUUAUUUUAUGGAGAUGAUGACCGUAGAGGGUGUCUAUGAUUACUUAAUGUAUGUAGGUCGAGUGGUUUUUCGGAUUCCUGAUUGGCUUCAUCAUUUCUUGAUGGGAAUACGAAUCCUCUUGAAAAACACCUUAGAGACAUAUACUGAUUACUAUUUGCAGUAUAAACUAGAGCAGCUAUUUCAGGAACACCGUUUGGUCUCACUUAUAACACUUCUCAGAGAUGCUGUGUUCUGUGAAAACAGUGAACCUCGUUCUCUCCAAGACAAGCAGAAAAGAGCAAAACAGACCUUUGAAGAAAUGAUGAACUACAUUCCAGAUCUUAUAGGUAAAUGCAUUGGUGAUGAAGCUAAGUAUGAAGGUAUCAGACUUCUGUUUGAUGGCCUCCAGCAGCCAGUACUCAACAAACAGUUGACUUAUGUUCUAUUGGACAUUGUGAUACAAGAGCUUUUCCCAGAACUCAAUAAGGUACAAAAGGAUGUUACUUCUCUGUCAUCUUGGAUUUAACAAACUGGGAUCUGUACAGAAAGAAAAAAAAACAGUUGAAACCUACCAUACCACUAGUACAGAAGAGAUAUGAUAUCUUCUAUUCUUCCCUUGUAUAUUUUUGUAAAUAUCAUGUAAUUCAGUGUCUGAAAAUUGUAUUGCUUUUCUGUUUUAAUAAAGACUAACGCAAACUUAUUACUGAU
This is a messenger RNA of Vombatus ursinus (common wombat), 3135 nucleotides long. RefSeq names its product sorting nexin 14 (gene SNX14). The transcript is spliced from 29 exons. NCBI's taxonomy places the organism in Eukaryota, Metazoa, Chordata, Mammalia, Diprotodontia, Vombatidae. The coding region runs from base 110 to 2953 and encodes 947 amino acids. Gene Ontology annotation, molecular function: phosphatidylinositol-3,5-bisphosphate binding. Gene Ontology annotation, cellular component: late endosome. Gene Ontology annotation, biological process: autophagosome maturation. The record is from RefSeq and is a predicted model, not a curated record.